AUGGAGCUCCGCCUCGCCUACCGCGGCGCCCGUUCGGCCGCUCCGCCGCUUUCCGGCUGCUUGUCGCGGCACUCGCUCUCGCCGUGGCUCAAGAUCCAGAACCACAUUUAUUCGAUGCCAAGUCGCUGUUACAAGGUUCCUAGCACGGCAAAAUGCCAUGCUUCUGUGGCAACAAGUUACAUGGAAACAUCAGAGGUCACUGGUUUGGACUGGGAUAACCUUGGCUUUGGCCUCAUCGAGACUGACUUUAUGUAUGUUGCGAAAUGUGGACCUGAUGGAAUCUUUUCCAAAGGUGAAGUCCUACCUUUUGGUCCUAUAGCACUGAGUCCUUCUGCUGGAGUCUUAAACUAUGGACAGGGAUUGUUUGAAGGCCUAAAAGCAUAUAGGAAAACUGAUGGGUCCAUCCUUCUAUUUCGUCCAGAGGAGAAUGCUAUAAGGAUGAUAAGUGGUGCAGAGAGGAUGUGUAUGCCUGCUCCAACUGUUGAGCAAUUCGUUGAUGCUGUUAAACAAACUGUUUUGGCAAAUAAAAGAUGGGUGCCUCCUACUGGUAAAGGUUCCCUGUAUAUCAGGCCACUCCUAAUAGGAAGCGGGGCUGUUCUUGGUCUUGCACCUGCUCCUGAGUAUAGCUUUAUCAUUUUUGUAUCCCCUGUUGGGAAUUAUUUCAAGGAAGGUUUAUCUCCUAUUAAUUUGAUCGUUGAGGAGAAAUUUCACCGUGCCAGCCCUGGUGGAACUGGAGGCGUGAAAACCAUUGGAAACUAUGCCUCGGUACUGAAAGCACAAAAGGUUGCAAAGGGGAAAGGAUAUUCUGAUGUCCUUUACUUGGAUGCUGUUCAUGACAAAUAUCUUGAAGAAGUCUCUUCCUGCAAUAUUUUUGUUGUGAAAGACAAUGUUAUUUCUACUCCUGCCAUUAAAGGAACAAUACUGCCUGGUAUAACAAGGAAAAGUAUCAUUGAAGUUGCUCAGAGCAAAGGCUUCAAGGUUGAGGAGCGCCUGGUGUCAGUAGAUGAGUUGCUUAACGCUGAUGAAGUUUUCUGCACGGGGACUGCUGUUGUGGUGUCACCUGUGGGGAGCGUUACAUAUAUGGGGAAAAGGGUGGAAUAUGGCAACCAAGGAGUCGGUGUCGUGUCUCAGCAACUAUACAAGUCACUUACAAGCCUCCAGAUGGGCAAUGUGGAGGACUGGAUGGGUUGGACCGUGCAACUUAAUCAGUAG
Messenger RNA from Miscanthus lutarioriparius, 1212 nucleotides. Lineage: Eukaryota; Viridiplantae; Streptophyta; Magnoliopsida; Poales; Poaceae. The record is from the annotation of a GenBank genome assembly.